UUGAAAAUUGAAAUAAUUGUUUAUAAAGAUUGUAUGAAACUUUAGACCUGUUAAGCCUUUACAUUCGCUAUUUAAGUAUGGCAUCAAGCUUGGAGGAUCCAACGAUGGAGCGACAUUUCAAAGGACACAGGGAUAUAGUGACAUCUGUUGAUUUCAAUCCAAAUAUGAAGCAAAUUGUCAGUGGUUCAAUGGAUUCAUGUCUGAUGAUCUGGCACUUUAAACCCCAUCUUCGAGCAUAUCGUUUUGUUGGACACAAGGAUGCUGUUCUCUCUGUAAAAUUUUCACCAUCUGGUCAUCUGAUUGCGUCAGCAUCACGUGAUAAAACUGUCCGACUCUGGGUGCCUAGUGUUAAAGGCGAGAGCACAGUUUUCAAAGCGCACACGGCCACAGUACGAAGUGUAGAUUUCUCAAACGAUGGGCAAUUUUUAGUUACUGCAUCAGAUGAUAAAUCACUUAAGGUAUGGUCAGUUCAUCGACAGAAAUUUCAAUUUUCGCUGAAUGCUCAUAUGAACUGGGUUAGAUGCGCUAGAUUUUCACCUGAUGGGAGGCUGAUUGUUUCAGCCAGUGAUGACAAAACUGUUCGACUUUGGGACCGGAACAGCAAGGAGAGUGUUCAUACAUUUUAUGAGCAUGGAGGUUUUGUCAACGAAGUGGAAUUUCAUCCCAACGGCACUUGCAUUGGAACUGGUAGUUCAGAUAACUCAGUUAAGGUUUGGGAUAUUCGAAUGAACAAACUUCUACAACACUAUCAAGCCCACACAAACGCCGUAAAUAGCGUCUCAUUUCAUCCGUCUGGUAAUUACAUGAUAACAAGCUCUUCCGACACCACUUUGAAGAUUCUUGAUUUGAUGGAAGGACGAUUGUUUUAUACCUUACAUGGUCACCAGGGUUCGGCAAAUUCCGUUGUUUUUUCAAGAAAUGGUGAAUACUUUGCUUCAGGUGGUUCAGAUGAACAGGUUAUGGUUUGGAAAACUAACUUCGAUAAACUGGACUACAGCGAAGUUCUGACUUCGCGUCGUAGAACAGUGACAACACCAACUAAACAUAGCCAUGAUCCGCCACCCACACCUGAGAUUCACGCACCCUCGAAACCUAAAAAUAUGGCAUUGAAUGACCCAGAGGUUGUGGAAGUUGCACCUGCCAUGUUUUCAAUACCCACAGAGGUGAGUCAGAUGGACAAGGCGACGAGGUCUGAGGCGAGGCAUCCGAAACAAGCUCCCAAUCAAGUGGAAGCACCGCUCACCACUCCUUUAGAAAGACGAGAAAUACCUGCGCAACUUGCAACAACGUUGGAACAUAUCGUUGGGCAACUUGAUGUUUUGACACAGACUGUUUCAAUUUUGGAGCAAAGAUUGACGAUGGCUGAAGACAAAUUAAGGGAAUGUUUGGACAAUCAGCAAAAAAUAACUUUGCAAAUUCGGCCAAACGAAUAAACACAAUCAGUGAUUUCAGGUACAGUGGCACUAUUUGGUAAUGUUAGUCGCUAAGUCAUAGAUCGUGAUCGCGAUAUACCAGCUGGAUAGGUAGCGGUCUACAAGCUAGAAUCAAGAAUUGCUUGACUCUAUCUCCUCAACUCAAGUUGGAGUUUAAAGCUCAUUUUGAUGUCUUCACUGAUUUAGUUCGUGCAAAGCAUGAACCGGUACGUUUUUGAAUGUUUAUCUCGGUUUCAAUUUGGUUUUGAAAAAUCCUUUUAAUAAACGUUAAAUUUACUAAAAGUACGCUUUGGUAAAUUUAGUGUAUAUGUUGAAAGGUCUAUUUUGAAGUUCUGAUCACAAAAUUCGAUAAUUUACGACUUAUCGUUAGUUUUCGAAACAAACCUGGAAAAUUGAAAUCGAAAAAGUAACCUCAAGUAACCUCAGAAAAAGUUCGGGAGGGCUUGGUAACAACUACCAAGUAUGUAUAUGUAUAUAUAAGUGUAUAUUAAAAUGUAUUAAUGUUCAAAUGUAUUAAUUACAUUAGUUGUUCAUAGGGGCCAUUGAGAUCUCAGUAC
Dendronephthya gigantea is the source of this 1990-nucleotide messenger RNA. Its product is annotated as POC1 centriolar protein homolog A-like. The coding region runs from base 78 to 1433 and encodes 451 amino acids. The record is from RefSeq and is a predicted model, not a curated record. Lineage: Eukaryota; Metazoa; Cnidaria; Anthozoa; Malacalcyonacea; Nephtheidae. The transcript has 17 exons. Gene Ontology annotation, molecular function: protein binding.